Molecule: messenger RNA, 6669 nt
Organism: Penicillium verhagenii
Lineage: Eukaryota; Fungi; Ascomycota; Eurotiomycetes; Eurotiales; Aspergillaceae
Product: putative myosin class II heavy chain (MHC)
Exons: 1
Coding region: 1-6669 (2222 amino acids)
Cellular component (GO): cytoskeleton
Source: RefSeq, a predicted model, not a curated record
AUGGUUGAUGGAUCCCCAGAUCUAGAUUUCCCCGUAUCUUCCGCCCUUUCGGCAUCUUCUUCAUUGUCCCCGACUAACACGCGCAACUUGCGUGCCGAAUCGCGUCUGGCCCCGGCCGUGUUUUUAUCCUCUCCGUCAGGAGACGAGAGCUCCAGCUCAUCCGCUGGUUCUCCCUCCCAGAGCGUCACUCUCGAUCCCCCGUCGCUUCCAUUCAGAUCGGCCACCCUUCGUCCGACUGACUCGCAAACUUCGUCGCCCGACAAUCGCAGAGCGGAAAGCAGUGUCUACUACACCACUGCCUGGGGGUCUCCGUAUGCAGCACCGAGUACCCGGAGAUUAUCCUUGACACUGAGCCAAUACGCCGGCAUCGAUAACGGAGCAUCGAGAGAUAGCUCCCCCACCCCAUCUAUCAAUCCCCCGGAGCUUCGGAGAGCUAGUGUCGCCGUCAAUUCCGAGGAUCUUGCUGGUCACCGCGGAGGAAAGUCAAUUCGUGAUUUCACCCAGGAUUGGAUCAAUCAAUAUUUAUCCGGCCAGCCCAGGACCGCCGAGCGCAGUAAUUGGCUGAGCGACGAUUCGGGAAGCGAAGCACCUUCAUUUUUUACGGCCAAGAAUCACCUCGCCGACGAUCUUUCAGACGACUGGCUUGGUCUGGAGGAAGAUAAUCGCGAAAGUGAGCUUCUAAAGACCCCGACGCUAUCCGAUUUUGUUGGGAAAAAGACGAGCGCCCGUGGAAAGAGCAAGAAAAACAGCCACAAGCGAACGGAGACGCUGAGACAGGAGGACUUUUGGGGUUUCGCAUACGACAAAGAAUUACCAAAUAUCACCAUGUCAGAACAUAACGAGAACCAGCUGCCGGCUGUGGAGGUGACUUCACCAAAUGAAAAGCCAUUGCCACCGCCGCCAACGACAACAAACGACGAGGUCUCAACACCAGAAUACGCAGAGAGAUCAGGGGGGCCCGAUGUUUCGAAGAAGGAGGCCGAGAUUAGCACACCGUCCAUUCAAUUACCACAGAGGAGGAGGAAGAAGAUUGUAUGGAAGGGUAAAGCAUGUGUUAUCGAUAUACCGGUCGAUGAUCCUCGUGGGACUGAAGCAUCUGGUCAACAUAUUAUGAAGCCCGAGGAGGUUGAGGCUCGAUUAAAACAGUGGGAGGAACAAGGUUAUGACGUUCGAGGAUUCACCAUUGGUGAUGUGCACGACACCGCCGAACCAACUGAACUGGGCAGUUUGACUCGUCCUUUAUAUCCGGAUCCAGCUGAGACGCACGACGAGGGCAAGGCUCAACCCGCCUUCAUCCGUUUCCCCGACAAGGCCGUAUGGGAUUCCUAUGUGGCUCACUUGCAGGAGGAGAAACUUCGGGCUCUUGGUGUCUCCUUUGGUGACGAUGAACCGGGUCCUUCCAUUUCUCCCGCCUCUGGAUCCAUGAACAAUUCGCAAACGCCAUUCCCCGGCUUGGUAGCAUCGCCGCCCAUUCCCAGCGCAUCCUCUGCAAGCAAUCCGCUUGGCGGUAUCCAUCCCUUCUCACCUCAAUUUGGCCAAUCCACUGGAGCUGGUGGUAUUGGGUCUCUGGCCUCGCCGGCAUCGCAAUUCAGCGUGCAGACGCCGUUUAUGGGCAUGAAUGGCAUGGAUCAGAAUAUGAUUUCUGGCUUCCCAUUCCAGUACCAGCCUACGCCACCCGCCCAGGGAGCUAUGACCCCACAAAGCCUGAUCAACAUCCGACAAGCAAAUGGCUCUGUUGGUCCAGCUGGGCUCCAUAAUUUCACUUCGAUGAUGUCGCCUGUAUCGCCGAUGCAUGACCAAGUCCCAUUCCAUUCAGCCUUUAACGAUGGGUUCCAAGAGAAGGAGAUUUAUAACGACCGCUUUGGAAAUGAGGUUUAUGAGGAUGGUCCUCCAUUCCCAACUCCUCAGACUCCUGUCAACGAUCCGAGCCAGUUCCACGCUUCUAACGUAGAGAUUGCUCACCCGACGCCCCGCGGCCAUGGCCACAACUUGAGUGAGACUCUGCAGAGAGGUCUUGAAAAUAUGACACAACCCGAAUAUCGCUUGAACCACCCUAUCGAGCACAGCAUGGAAACAGAUGAGCAUGACGCAAGUCACCACGAUCUCAAUGCCAAUAUUCUCAAGUCCCGCUGGGCCUUACCGGAGAAUCAUGCUCACCACCAGGUUCAAAAUGGGCCCUCUCAAGCGGCGCACUCGUUCGCCCAGCACCCUCACCAGUUUUACAAUGAGCAAUAUGCUCACGAUAAUGCCCAUGAGGGCUCUGACUUUGAUACCAACCCUAGCAUUACAGGGACUCCUCAGACUCGGGGUGCGCAGCCAAAUCAAGGGCCAUGGCACGAGGCGAAGCCAAGCGCUGGCUCUUUCCGCGGUCACCACUCCAGGCUAUCUACUUCAUCUUUCAAUGUCGAAGCCAAGGAGUUUGACCCUACCGCUUCUUUCGGAUCCCAGCCCGCCCCAUUCGUCAAUCCUGCGUUCCAAUUUGGAGGUGUCGAACAGCCCGGUUAUGGCUUUGCUCCCGCAACUUCUUUCCCUCCUCCUGGCAUUACGAAUGCGCCCAUGAAUCCCAACCCGAACCCGGAGCCCAAACCGAAAUCCAGCUUCAAGUUUUCGGCUGCGUCAUUUAACGUGGAUGCGCCUGUUUUCAACCCGUCUGCUAGCAUCACCUCAAAUCAUACCGCUAAGCAGCCAUCUGAGAGCCGGGCAAAGAUUUUCGGUGAUAUUGAUAUCUCUGAAAUGCCAAAGGGAAGCAAGGAGUCUAAGGCUGUUCCUAUCGUACGACCGGAUGAUGAAGUUGAAAUCAAGGAAGAAGAGAAUGAACAAGAGACUCAUGAGGAUGUUGAGGGACGACCAGUGCCAACUGAUCGUCACAAGCGCGCUCGCCGAGCUGUUGGCCAUGCUGAAGGCGAGGCCCGCUACAGCAUUUCAACCCACCCUCUGGGCGAGUCCGGCAACGCUCAAGCAUCCAACACGCUCCAGAAUGUCGCAGAAGGCAAGGAGAAUUCUUUCCCUGGGGACAUUGACAAUAUCAGUCACAAGCGGACCGAGCGCGAUGGCACUCCCGACAGCGAGGCGGAUACCUGGACUCUAUUCGAUGCCCAGCGCGAUGCUGAUGCGCGAUCUCACUCUUCAACUCCUGGCCCCGAGGAGCAGUCCAAGAACGUCACGGAGUCUAUUGAGGAGACUGGACUGGAACAGUCAGGCGACGCUCCUGUGGGUCACUCAUCGCAAGAAUCCCAGGACAAGAACAUGCUUUCUGCCACGGCUAAACCCUUCGAAUUCAAGCCUGUUGUUUCCUCUUUCUCGCCGAGCGGUAUCAAACCCCCCAACUUUGGAGAACAAAGCCCCUCAUUACGAAAGUCAGAGGAUCAGCAAGAUGAGAAGAAGCAGAAGAGUGGUCUCUUUGCUUCUCGCUUCGCUACUUCUAGCCCACCAAAAUCGCACCCUCGUCCUCUCUCACAAACCAUUGCGCUAUUCCAGGAACCGGAGACUCUCACUGCUCAGCAGAAGCUCGAAUACUACCGCGAAUCUGCGGAUGAAUCCCCCGAUGAUGAUGAGCUCAACGCAAUCAUGGAGCAGCUCAACGAUGACUCAGAUGUGGGUAUUGAGCGCCAGGCAACCCCUCUCCCUCUCACCACGCCCCUUCCUCGCCAAUACAUCUCCGAGUCUGUCGGUGGACCGACCAAGGAACGACCGUUUGGCUCUGCAGAGGGCAGAAGCGAAGCCCCCAGCCCCAGUCCCGGUGGUGGUCACAAGUCCUACAGGCUUGAUAUCCCCAAGCUUGGCUCAGACAUCGAUGCUCAAAGCACUGGCAAUUUCUCUCCGGUCAAGAGUCUCAUCUCUCGCAUCCAGUCUCCCGUGCGUCAACUCAUUACUGAGAACGACCAUGUCAGCGAUUGGGACGAUAUGAUAUCCUCUGGUGAGGAUGAGAAGUUCUUCAACCGCAACCGCUUCUUCGACCGUCGCAUCAAUGACAUCGUUGGUUCCGCUAUUGAUGAUCGUCUGAGUCCAAUGGAGCGCGCUUUGGCUGUCAUCCAGCAAUCUGUUGCCUCCCUCGCCACUGGCGCUGCUACUCGGAGGGUCUUGCGCAGUACAUCUGCCGAACUGGAAGACAGCGAUGCUGAUGACGAGGAUGACGGCGAGGAGGCGCACGAGACAUCGUCUAGAGACCGUUCGCCCCACCAUAUGCGUGACCGCAAGGUUGAGAUGUUGAAGAGCAUUGUCAUGGAGGCUCUUGUCACCCAUGAUAUGCCUCACCGCUCGGCUCCUCACUCCAGCCACAGUGAAAUGGCUCUGCUCAAGGAAAGUAUUGCUGAGCUCCAGGCUUUGACCAUCAAGAAGCUUGCACAGGAUCCUGUCGGUGACAUGCGCGAGAUUCUCGAGGAGACGCUUGCUAGGCAAUUGGCCCAGCAAACUCCGCGCUUGUCUGAAGCCGAAGAGAUCGGCGCGGAUAGCCUCAUGCUCCAGAUCGAUGGUCUUAAGAGCAUGUUGCGACUUGCUGAUGAGCGCUCCGAGCAGGAAUACAGAGCACGUCGUGAGGCACAGGAAUCUAUUGGUGAACUCCAAAGCCUGCUCAAGCUCGCCGAAGAGGAUGCUGCGCGUCACAGUGCCGCCGCUGAAGAUGCCGAGGCUCGCUUCCUCUACUUCAAGGAGGAGAAGAUUCCUCAUCUCGAGAAGAUGCAGUUCCGAUCCGAGUCCCUUGCGGAGGAGAAUGAGACUCUCAAGGUUACCCUUGCUGAGCUUUCUUCCAAGAACAUCGCUCUUGAAGGCACCCUGGAUGAGUACCGUGUUACCAGCGACCACUUCCGUCGUCAACUGGAGACCACCAAGGACGAGAACAAGUCUCUUCAUGAGACUGUUGAUCACCUACGUACUCGCAUUGAGGACAGCAUGCAUGCUCGCCAGAAUCUCACCGAGAAGUUUGACCGUUUGCAAUCUGACAUGGUCACUGUUACUUCCGAAGUUGUUCAGGACCAAGCUGCUGCCCGUCGCAGGGCAGAAGACCAGACUGCCAAGCACAACGAAUUGCGCGCAGCCCAUGCUCGUGAGAUCAAGCUCCGUGAGCAACUCGAGCAAGAUGUGCGUGAGUUUGAGGUGCGUGAGAGAGAAGCCGCCAAGAUCAAGUUCGUCCACGAGCAGUCUCUACAGGAGAACAGUCGUUUGGAGGAGAUCAUUGCCAAUUUGCGUGCCGAGAACCAGGACUUGCAAUUGAAGUCAGCCCGUUUCGAGCGGGAGUUCAACGAUGCCCGCGAGAGCGGCAUUAUUGAAGUCCAGCGCACUCGUACUUCUAUGGAAGCGGAUCUUGAGGCUGCCAAUAGCCAAGUCAACAUUGUCCGCGCCGAGCUGGAGGCCCAGAUUAUUCGUCUCCAGAGCCAGGUCGAUCAUAUUAGCAUGAAUGCCGAUACUUCUCGGGAGCGCUACGAAAUGCUCCUCGAGGACGCCAAUGACUCGAAGGUCACUGCCAUGUCCAUUGCCAAGGAAUCCCGGGAGACUGCCCUCGAGGACCAGCGCAAGACACAUGAACGGGUUCUGAACGAUCUCCGCGAGCGCCACGCCCGUGCCCUGCACAACUCCUCCGAGGAUCGCCAGCGUGGUGAGGCUCGUACUGAGGAGCGUCUGGCUCUCGCAGGCGAGAAGGUCAUUCAUCUUCAGGACCGUGUGCAACAUCUGGAGGAGAAGCUUGAGAUUGCACAGUCUGCUGCUCGUGCUGCUGCCGAGGCAGCCCAGAAGGCUGGUUCAGCUCCUAUCACUGUUCCGGCGCCUGCACCUGUACACGCACACUCCUCUUCGCCUUCCAUGUCUUUCAACAAGGGAUCCAAUGAGCCUGAUAAGAUCUCCCCGCAGGCUCUUCGUGAGUCUAUCUUUGUGCUCCAAGAUCAGCUUCAGCAACGCGAGACCCGCAUUGAGGAGCUUGAGCAAGAGGUUGCGUCAGUGGACAAGGAUGCUCCCAACAAGAUCAAAGAACGAGACAGUGAGAUCACUUGGCUUCGCGAAGUGCUCGGUGUUCGUAUCGAUGACCUGCAAGACAUUAUCAAGACCCUCUCACAGCCUUCCUUCAAUCAACAUGCCGUGCGCGAUGCAGCUAUCCGUCUGAAGGCAAACUUACAGAUGCAACAGCAGGAGCGGGAACGUGCCAUGUCUGGACCGACUCUCCCAUCGCUUCAAUCCAUCGCCGCAUCCCCCCGGUCCCUUCCUCUCGCUGCUGCCGCAGCUUGGGGAAACUGGCGCAAAGGCAGAGAGAAUGCCAACGGAGGCAAUAGUCCAUCAGAACAGACUCCAUCCAAGUCCAGCAAUGCGAGUGCCUUCCUCUCUGGUUUGCUGACUCCCCCAAGCUCGCACGUCCGUCAGAAUGCCCCUCACGCCUCUGCUCCGGUGCGCUCAUACGCCGAAACCCGGCCACUAAGGGGAUUCAGUUCUCCUCGUCGCGACUCAGUUCGGUCUGAAGCACCUAUUCCGGAACCACCAAAGACCCCUCCACUUCUCCGUCGCUCAAGCUAUGACCAUGAUGCAGAGCCGGCCAACUACGAAGGAGACAGCUUUGCUACCGAUGAUAUCGAGAGCACUGUUGGCGGUAUGGUCUCAGCUUCUCCCAAAGAGACUGGUGAAGAAGGUCCCUUUGGCCCGCAGAUAUCUUCUGAUACUGAAGAGGGUUCCGACGAGACUGAAGAUUGA